Funneliformis geosporum is the source of this 4104-nucleotide messenger RNA. The record is from the annotation of a GenBank genome assembly. NCBI's taxonomy places the organism in Eukaryota, Fungi, Glomeromycota, Glomeromycetes, Glomerales, Glomeraceae.
AUGAGCGAUAAAGAUCGCUUUGAAAAAAAAGAUUCACAGGGUCAUAACUCUAACGAAAAUACUACGUCAAGAAAAGAUUCAAGUAAAAAAUCAAAGAGUUCUAUUCAUGUUGAAGGUAGUGGUAGAGAAAAUGGUAAAAGUGACAUUCCAAUUCAAGGUUUAACACCAGAAACUCAAAGACUUAUUGAAUCAAUAAGAAAUUCAAAUAGUUCUAGCAGUAAAAAGAAUGUUCCCCAUUCUAUGGUCGAAGAAAUUUUAAGGGAAGCUAAAUUGAAGACUUUUCGUGCAAUAGAUAGCAGUAAUCAUGUAACAAAAUCUUCACGUGAGGAAAGUCGUAAGAAUCAUAGUUCAAACUCUAAUAAUAAAAUGUAUGAAUCUGGGGAGUCAAGAAAACAUGCUAAACCAUCUACAACAAUCGCUGUUUCUAGUAAUUCUAGUAAUUCUACUGGUCAAUAUGAUAAUACUUUAUCGGAUUUGGAUCAUAAUUGUAAAACAUUAAUACAACAUCCAAGGCAAGAUUCAGGUUCUUUCAUGGCAGAUGAAUGGAUUGAUAGAAAUAAAGGACAACAACAAAAAACAGAUAUUACAAAAAAUGCUGAUAUAUCGCAAACAAAUCGUUCACAUUCACGUUUAUCAUUACCAACUCGUUUAGCAAGUUUAAUAGGAAUUACUACAAGCGAGUCCAUUAUUGCUGAUUCACAAAAGGAAGAUACCAAAUCAGAUUCAAAUACUGUUACUUCUAUUAACAUUACAACAACACAAGCUACUACUGAUAUAAUCGAAAAUGAUUCUUCAAAAUUGAAUAAUGAAGACUCCUCUGGACGUAUAGAUGAUAGUAAUAAAAAGACCUUUAAUUCUUCUAAUGAGCAUAAUGAUGCAAAAGAAGGUCCUGGUAUAACUAUUGAUACUUCUAUAGGACGUUCUACUCGUAAAGAACAACGUUACAUGGUAAGAUCUCCUGCUUCACCUCGUUUAACUAAGAAAAGAACAGUAUUACGUCGUGCUAAUGCGAGGCUUAUUCAAGCACCUUCCCCUUCAAAUAAGGCAAGUGAUUAUCAACGUUCCUCAAAGUCUCCUGUUAAGACUGUAGAGAUAUCAAGUGAACUUGAUGAAAUAAAUGCUCAGUUUGAAGAAACUUUAAUUGAGAUGUCAAAGAGAUAUCAAAAUUCAAAUGUUGCGAUUGCUGAAAAAUCUCAUUUAUUAAAGAGAAAUCAAGAAUUAUUACAUACACUUGCUUCCAAAGAAGUUGAAGUUGAAUAUCUUAAAAAUGAAUUAUGGGAAGCCGGGAAUAAAAUCCUAAACUAUGAAUCUGAUUUAAAAGAAAUUAUUGAACAACAAGAAGAACCUCUUGCGCUUACUCAUGAAGAUUUAAUAAGAAUAGAAAGAGAAAUAGAAGAUCAAGAAGUAUUAAUUAGUGGUUAUCAGAAGGAUAAUGAUAAGUUAGUUAGUGAGAUAAAAAGUAUGAAUGAACGAUUGAGGGCCUCGGAUGCAGAACAAGAUAAGCAACAUAAUAAAGUCCAGGAAUUAUAUGGUGAGGUUGAGCGUUUGAAGGAAUUAUUGUAUGAGAAAGAAACUCAAGAAACUGUGCCAGAAGGAACCGUAAAACAGAUUGAGGAAAUGAAGAAAGAGAUUGAACGAUUAAAAGAGAAAGAAAAAACUUACGAAAUUAAAGAACUUGCUCUCAAAGAAAUGAAUGAAUUGAAAAAAGAAUUGAGCGAAAUCAGAGAUAGAGAAAGUGAAUAUAUGAUUAAAAUUGAUGAUGUUGAACAUCAACUGUCACUAGCGCGUGAAGAAAUUGUUGCUAUAUCUCGAGAAAGAACAGAGUCAUUAGAGAAAAUGACAGAAGAAAUGAACAUGAUGAAGUAUACGUAUGAAUCACAGAUAGAGGGCAUUAAAAAGGAAGCAAUUUCGAAGGAAGGACGUGAAAAUCGUUUCCGUAAAUUACAGAACGCUAUUGAAAAAAUUGAAACCAAAUACGGUUCAAAUCCAGAAAUCACACAGAUUUGUACUGAUUUACGAAGGGCUAAUUUACUUCUUACCAAAAGACGCAAGUCUACAGCUGACGUUUCAAAACAUUACAAAGAAACGAGUUCGCCACGUUCUCCUACCACGAAAACUCUCAAAAGAACUACUUCACAAUCUUCUUUAGGUGGAAUGUCGCGUGCCAGUACCGUUACUCGUACAGUCAGUCCUACACCUUCGGUUUUAUCCAAUAUAAGCGCUUUGAGCGGUAAGGAUGACCUUCUUGAUUUGCAAGAAGAUGAUCUUCUUGAUAUUUCUAGCGAAGAAUUUGCCGAAAUGAAAGUUAAACUCAUGAAAUUGGAAGAAGAAAGGAAAUCUUCACACGAGUAUGUAGGUAAAUUAGAGGAUGAAUUGAAGUUGUUAAAAGAAAACAAAGUUAAGCUUGAAGAAGAAGUUGAAACAUCGAAAAAAAAUCAUGCUGAACAAAAAGAAAAAUAUGAUCAAAAAAUGCGUGAAAUGGAAGAACUUUUAUUGGAAUUUCCUGCCGAUUCAACUGAAAACAGUGUGGCCGCAAACAUCGUUAACAAUCCUCCUCAACCUGUAAUGGCUGCACCAAAUUUAUUAAAGGAAUUGGACACUAAACAAAAUAUUAUUGAAGAAUUGGUGGAUAAAUUAAAGAGAAAGGAAGAACAAUUAGAAUAUUAUCAAAAUGCCUACCUUGAAAAAACUGAAGAAUGUGAAAAUUAUGUUGAGAAGAUUAAUAACGCAAAUCAAACGUCUGUAAAUGGUGGUGCAGCUGUUAAUACAGGAGAUGCUAUUGGAUCUAGUGGGAAUACUCCAAGUCUUGGUAACUGUAAUGCUUUACCUUUUGAUGAAGAAGUUGGUGAUCUUUCUUCCUUACCUAUAACUAAUGAUAUUAUGGGACUUUUUGGAGAUCUCGGUGACGACCAAGGAAUAUUGGACAUCGAAAAACUUAUUGCUCAACUUGAGCGUACUAUUAAGGAAAGAGACAUGCAACUUGAAGCUGCUCAUCAACGAGCUACUGACGCUGAAUCUAAACUAUUAUCUAUUACUCGAGAAAAAAUUCAAUGGGGUAGUGGAUACGAUACUACCGUCAAACAACUAAAAACGCAAGUUGAGCAUUUGCGAGAGUUAUUACAAAUGGAACGGAAAGAUGCUCGAAGAACAAAGAUUAAUGAAACAACUUCGGAUAGUGAUACGACAAAACCAUUAUCGAAUGAUUCGAAAAGUGUAUCAAUUACUUUGAAUAAUUCAAAUUUAACGCCAGCUUCAACAGCUGAAAUUCAAAAGAUUCGGAGUCAAAUUGAAUCGCUUACCACCGAAAAUAUUACGUUAAAAGCUCAGCUGGCUACGUCUGAAGCUGUUCGACAAGCAGUUCAUGAGAAUACAUUGACAAUUCUACAACAAUCCACUAAAAAUAAUUUUGUUGCUGAUGAAGAUGUGGCAGGAUUAAGAAAACUAACGGUGGAAAAAGAGGCAGAAAUCAGUAUUUGGAAAGGAAGAUGCGUUGGUCUAGAAAAUGUUGUUGAACGUCAACGUGAGUUGAUUACGCUUGUUGUACCUUCCCUUCCAGGAAAUAAUGCCUCCCAUGGUACAAAAGGACUGGUAAAUGGAAAGGCACGUGAAAUAACAAAACUUGUUGACAAUGAUGGAGUUGAUUCUAAAGUAAUUGAAGGUUUGAGUGAAAUUGCAAAGCAACUGAUUCGACAGCUUCAGGAGGAAAACGUAAUAUUGCGACAAACCAAUAUUGCUCGUCAACAAACAAUAAUUAAAAAUGUUGAUAUGGUUUAUGAUGCGCCACCACAAUAUACACCUCCGUUGGCACAAUUUUCAUCUGGUGUCGCUCCUGCUUCAACAGUACAGCUUGAUGCGCUUGCGAAACAAAUUUCCGAUAUCGAAGCGCGCUUCAUGAAACGAGAAAAAGAAUUACAGGACAUAAUUGUAGAGACAAAACGUCAAGGUGAAUUACAACUUGAGAGAUGGAAAGUAAAAUGGGGAGCAUUAAUCGAUAAAAAAAAUUCUGAAAUCAAAGGUUUUAGAAAUGAAUUAGAAGCUUUAAUGGGAUGUUUGGGAAAAUUGGAUUCUGUAAAUGUUAAUGGUACGGACGAUGGUGUUAUUUAA